CACUAUAAGAGAAAGGCAAAAAAAACUCUCUUUACCAAAGCCUCACAAUUCUGUUCAAUAUUUCUCAUAACAAAUGGCUAGUUCUAACAAGAAGCUUGAAGUUCAAUUAGAUGAUCAAACUCAACAUAAAUGGUGUGUUUCAUUAGGAGAUGAAACUUUUAAAAGAUUCUUCAGCAUCACUAAUCCAACAGUGUUUAAGGUUUUUGGUGAUGGAUCAUUUUUUAGUCCAAUGUUGUUUGGAAAGUUCUUUGAUCCUUCAGAUGCAUUUCCUCUUUGGGAGUUUGAGUCAGAUGUUUUGUUAUCUCAUUUAAGAAACUCCAAUCAAAGCACUGUUGAUUGGUAUCACAAUGAUGAAGGCUAUGUGUUAAAAGCUGAAAUUCCAGGAACAGGGAAGAACAACAUUCAAGUUCAUGUUGAUAAAGGAAAGUUAGUUGAAAUUAGUGGACAAUGGAAGCAUCAAAGAGACUCAAAGGCAAAUGAUUGGAGGUGUGGUCAUUGGUGGGAAAAUGGCUAUGUAAGAAGGCUUGAGAUGCCAGAAGAUGCAGAUUGGAAGAACAUACAAGCAUGUUUAUAUAAUGAUAUAUUUUUAGAAAUUCAAAUACCAAAAAAGAUUCAACAUGGUUCUGAUCAUGCUCAAGGAAAAGAUAUGGCUUGAUAUUUAAUAUUAUGAACAAAUAUUGUAAAUUUGAAGCUACUAGAGUGAGUUUGUGACCAUCUAGUAGCUUCUUCUAUGCAAAAUUGAUCCCAAACAUUUAACAAAUUUAUAAUUCUAUAGUCGUAAUCUAAUAUUAUAAUCCAUACAAAAGAUGAAUGAAAACAAAAUUGUUGUGUAUAAA
Molecule: messenger RNA, 836 nt
Organism: Cicer arietinum (chickpea)
Lineage: Eukaryota; Viridiplantae; Streptophyta; Magnoliopsida; Fabales; Fabaceae
Product: 21.7 kDa class VI heat shock protein
Source: RefSeq, a predicted model, not a curated record